Molecule: messenger RNA, 927 nt
Organism: Juglans microcarpa x Juglans regia
Lineage: Eukaryota; Viridiplantae; Streptophyta; Magnoliopsida; Fagales; Juglandaceae
Exons: 1
Coding region: 1-927 (308 amino acids)
Source: RefSeq, a predicted model, not a curated record
AUGGUUAUUACAUCCUCCUCAUCUGAUGCUAUUGAUAUUUUUCUGAACAACCUUGGUCAAGCCUUUCUUGUUAAAGACUUGGGUCGUCUCUCCUGCUUUCUUGGUCUUGAGCUCGAUUACCAUCCUAGUGGUCUGUUACUUUCACAAAGAAAAUACAUCUCUAAUAUCCUUAGGAAAGCUAAUAUGCUGGAAGCCAACCCCAUAUCUUCUCCCAUGUCUGCCUCUAUUAAACUCUCCAAAUUUGAUUCACCAUCUUUUGAUAAUCCUACACUGUUUCGAAAUGUUGUUGGGAGUCUGCAGUACAUGUCCUUAACCAAACCCGAUAUUUCAUUCUCUGUGAACAAGGUUUGCCAGUUUAUGCAUGACCCUAAAGUAACUCAUUGGUCUACUGUCAAAAGAAUUUUGUGGUAUUUAAAAUUUUCAAUCAAUCAUGGUUUGUUCUUUGCCAAGCAAUAUGGUGCUGUUCUUCAUGCCUAUUCCGACGCCGAUUGGGCUGACUAUCCCGACAACAGACGAUCUACAGGAGGUUUUUGCAUUUAUUUGGGUAAUCAUCUUAUCUCUUGGAGCUCUCGGAAACAACAUACAGUGGCCAGAUCCAGCAUUGAGACUGAAUAUAAAUCCUUAGCCAACACUACUGCAGAACUUAUUUGGCUUCAAACUUUAAUCAAAGAGCUCGGCUUCACUCUUUUUAAGCCACCAGUUUUAUGGUGUGAUAAUAUGGGCACCACAUAUCUCACCUCCAAUCAUGUUCACCACUCUCAUACUAAACACAUGGGCAUCAACUUUCACUUCAUUCGUGACAGAGUUGCUGCCAAGACUUUACAAGUUUCUUUCUGCAGUAGCAAAGAUCAACUAGCUGAUGUUUUCACCAAAUCAUUGGUUGCUGAUAGAUUUUCUUUCUUGAGGUCGAGCCUCAAUGAGGGUUGA